Messenger RNA from Pyricularia oryzae 70-15, 1745 nucleotides. RefSeq lists its product as uncharacterized. Gene Ontology annotation, cellular component: cytosol; nucleus. The transcript has a single exon. Gene Ontology annotation, molecular function: nuclear import signal receptor activity. Gene Ontology annotation, biological process: protein import into nucleus. The coding region runs from base 358 to 966 and encodes 202 amino acids. The record is from RefSeq and is a predicted model, not a curated record. NCBI's taxonomy places the organism in Eukaryota, Fungi, Ascomycota, Sordariomycetes, Magnaporthales, Pyriculariaceae.
AUUCGAGACCAUAACCAACGGCCCCGCCUGGUCCAAAAACCCCUUACUUGUUCCCAGUAAAACCAUUUGAUGGACAGAUUCAAAAACAAGUUUCAUUUUGUUAUUUGCAGACGAGCUUGAUGCAUACUCGCAUCCAAUAUCGAUAAGUAAUUACAAGCUACAGCCAACAAUAUCGAAGAAGGAUAUCACAUUUAUAUCCGUGAUAUUUGUCUUCAUUUGGGAGGAAAGACUUUUUCUCAUCACAUCACCUAGUACAACCAGAAAAAAAGAGAAAAGAAAAACAUACAGAAUCAUACUUCUAACGAUACAGUUUGGCCUCAAACACAAAACAAUUUAAAAUAUAAUAAGAUCCAUCCCAUGGCUCAACAGCCGCUCUUCGGUCUGGUCCCAGCAAACCUCCCGCUGGUGACCGACCCCACAGAGGUCAUCUCGCCGACGUCCUUCAUCUACAGCAUCCCGCCUGUCAGGACCUUUUCCCACAUCGUCAUCUUCCUGCUGCCCGGCGUUGCCCUCCCAGAAAACACCGCCGCGGCCAUCUACCUGGUGACGCCACCGCCGACGCCCGGGGCUCCGCCGGGCUCAAAGUUCCUCGGCGGCAUCGGGCCGGGCAAGGAGAGCGCAAUCUUCAACCUCAAGGGGUCCCUCCCGACUCAAACAGACGGUGCUCCGCCGGUGGUGAUUGGCGUCAGCAUCGAGCCGGCAGAUUCCGUCUCGGCUCGCAUCGCCGAGGUCAAGGCGACAUCUUCGGCAUCCGGGAAUCAGCAGUCCAACGCGCUCGUGGCACGGCCAUCAACUUUGGUCCUCGCCCAGCGCAUCAUCCAAAACGCAUUCAACUUCCUGGCCGGCUUCAGCGGCACCGCCGGCCAGGUCGAGGUCGUGCCCCUCAAGGCGUUUGAGGAUUGGUGGAAAAAGUUUGAGAGCAAGGUCCGGACCGACCCAGGCUUCCUAGAGAGGGCGGAACAGUGAGGCAAGUUAUUGAGCCUGGCUGGGAUCCUGAGUAGGUCUGUGAAGGGUUCUUAUACGCAAGAUACCCUCGUCUGACUGCAAAAUUGGUUGGCUGGUGUUUAUGGCGUAAUGGGCGGGUUAUUGGAAUAUUUUGGGUUAUAGUCUGUUUAGCUACAUGGGUUUCGAUUUUCUUGUUUGUCCAUGGUACUCGGUCAAUUCAACUGUCUGCUUAAUUUCAUUCUCAAUAACAUGAAAGGGCGCAGACUUGCACGUUGGCAAAUAAGCAAAGCACAGACGCUGUUAUCAGCCUUGCAGUGAUGCACAUUUAUGAUAAGAGAUCAACACCAAGCCAUGGCCUAAGGUAUGGCCUAACCACAAUAAUGAUAUGCGCUUUCAAACACCGGCUCGAUCUGGACAGAAAAGGAGCUGAUAUCUUUUUACAAUGCUUCUGGGUCUAAUGCUAUAGUUAGUCAGACAAGCGCAGCAGCUAAAUUCCGUACAAUGAACAAAACUCUCGUGAUGUUGGAUCGUAAUGCCACACAAGCACAUCAAGCAAAAAAUAAAAAUAAAAAGAUUACUCCACAAACGCCAGUCUUCCCGACUGAGUUCCCACUUUUUACACACCAAAACCUCCCGGGGUAAUCGGAACUAAAAGAGUAAUUUCAAAGUAGUCACAGCCGUUAACACAAAACAAGUCCAGCAAGGUAGUGAUGUCGGUGUGCUUGCGCUUGCUUGAUGCUUGCUGAAGAGAAUGCAAAAGUUGUCGUUUUUCUUGCAAAAAAAAAUAGGUCCAGUCCGAU